AUGUCUGAAAUUGUCCUCCCAGGCCAGAUAGUACCUGCACAACAUGUCAACCUCAAAUUAGGGCCAGGCCUACUUCAAACAGCGUCGUCAUCUAUAAUCGCGACGCGAGCAGGGUCUUUACACCACUCCACCAACCGUAGCAAGUGGUGGAUUGAAAACAACUCGAGACGAUAUGUACCAGCCGCGCAAGAAUCCGUAAUCGGUGUCAUUGUACAAAAGGCUGGCGAGGGCUUUCGCGUCGACAUUGGCUCGGCUCACUCCGCUUCACUGGAUGGUCUGGCAUUCGAGGGUGUAACAAAACGGAGUAAACCAAAUCUCAAAAUCGGCACAUUAGUUUACGCUCGUGUCUCCUUAGCGCAUAAAGAUAUGGAGCCAGAGCUUGAAUGCUUUGAUGCUCAGACUCGGAAGGCAGCUGGGUUCGGAGAACUGAAAGGUGGUUUCAUGGUCCGCUGUAGCCUGGGGAUGAGUAGAUCACUCUUGAAUCCAGACCAUUUCCUGGUCGAGCUACUGGGAAGGCGUUUUCACCUCGAGAUCGCAACUGGCGUCAAUGGACGAGUCUGGAUAAAUACGAAAGAAAUAAAAGAAACCAUCGCCGUUGCACGCUGUAUCGAAGCGGUAGAUCCUGACGGAGGUGGAAUGGAUGAAACGGGUGUGCUGGAGUUAUUGGACUCGUUGGGACUCUAG
This is a messenger RNA of Mycena indigotica, 684 nucleotides long. RefSeq lists its product as uncharacterized. The transcript has 4 exons. Gene Ontology annotation, cellular component: nuclear exosome (RNase complex); cytoplasmic exosome (RNase complex). Gene Ontology annotation, biological process: exonucleolytic trimming to generate mature 3'-end of 5.8S rRNA from tricistronic rRNA transcript (SSU-rRNA, 5.8S rRNA, LSU-rRNA); poly(A)-dependent snoRNA 3'-end processing; nuclear polyadenylation-dependent rRNA catabolic process. The coding region runs from base 1 to 684 and encodes 227 amino acids. Gene Ontology annotation, molecular function: RNA binding. Lineage: Eukaryota; Fungi; Basidiomycota; Agaricomycetes; Agaricales; Mycenaceae. The record is from RefSeq and is a predicted model, not a curated record.